Messenger RNA from Cylicocyclus nassatus, 1125 nucleotides. The record is from the annotation of a GenBank genome assembly. NCBI's taxonomy places the organism in Eukaryota, Metazoa, Nematoda, Chromadorea, Rhabditida, Strongylidae.
GCGGAAUCAAUUCCAACCCUGCAGCCGACCAGAUACGCAGCGAAUUUCCCGUCUGAGUAUCAUCACUUUUCACGACUUUCUAUUCCGCUGGAACUGAAGAAAUUGAUGUAAAUGGAUUGAGUUUUCUAGCAACCGAUAAUGGAAGCUCGCGAGAUGUUUUGGAAGCAACUGCGUGAGCACAUAGAAAACUAUGGGGCAACCAUGAUUAUCGUCACCAUAUCUACUGGUUUAUUUAUCGGAUACUUCAUGCACUACAUAAUGAAUGUGAGGCCUAUGAAGCAGAGGCUCAAAGUCGACGGAAUAGAGCAAACAGAGGAUGAAGAGGAGUCGAAAUCGAACAACGAUUUGUGCAAGGUACAACCAGCUGAGAAGGAAGAGAAACAAGUUGGUGUCGUCAAGGGCAUGAUCAACACCGAAGUCCUGGAAUCGCUCCGCAGAAGACCACCUCCAGAACGCCCCCGAAGUACGCUUCCUGAGUUCAGAACGAUCCCGGAGAACAAAGCACUUUUCGAGGACCGUAGACAGGAUAGCACAAGCUCAGAUGUGGAGGAUAACGAUGACCUGGUAGUCGUACAGAACAGUGGUAAGAAAAGAUCGCAGAGCCUCCAGGAGAACUGUACACUUUCGGAUCGGGACCUAUUGCAUACACUCGGAAAUCUCCAUGGUAAACUUGCCACUGCACAAUUGAGAGCUAGAACGAGGAAAAUGCAGGCUGAUAUGACAGCCGAAGAGAGGGAUGACGAGGCGCGCACAAAAGCAAAACAGCUGGAAUCCAUCAUGAAUCUGAUGAUGCAAGAUCAGGAGAAAUUCGGCAUCACCAGUGAGGAUGACAUAAAGGAACAGCUGAACAUGUACAAUUUCUGAGAAAACCCUCCUCCACAGUUAAGUGUUGCAACUUUUUCUAUAAUUACUGGCAUUGUAAAUAAUAAAUGGAACAAAAAUGAAAAUACUGUGCAAAAACUGUUAUUUAUGUCGUGCAGUCUGUGUUGGUUUUGAUGCGUUAUUAUACGUCUUGUACUAGUUUUUUUUGAGUUAUUGUUGACGGCUGCGGUUAGUUUAGUGCGCUGAUCACAGACGAUACCCAGAAUAUGAUUGUGAAUUGAUAAGCAUACAAUCAAUAAUAAA